GCAAAAGUGCUCAGUGUUUCCGGCGUAGAAGAAGAGAUCCACGCUGUUGUACACCGGUAGACACGUUAUGCGACCAGCGAGUGGACAACAUAUUGUUUGUAACUCAUUUAAACUAAUGUUUCACAAACGUCUGCUUUCUUAUUCCGCUAGCAGCUGAGCUAACUAGCCACUGUGACUUGUGUCUGCUUGUAGCCGAAGCUACAGCUCGGCUAACAGAAGCUAGCUUCACUAGCAUGAAUCAGCUAUGAACGUCAGGCCCACAUUCUCCGGCAUUGGUCUGUCAACAUUUAAAGAGCAAGCAUGAGCAGCCUGGAUCAAGACCAGCGUCUCCAUCCUAGUUGCCGUGACAAAACAACAGUCUCUAGUGACUCAUCAGACGCUCAUGAGCUUGCCAAGCAGCCUCUCCAAGGUCUAAAAUUGGCAUCCCAUGCAGUGCUGGAGGAAGCACAGCAGAGGGGCAGGUUGAAGUGCUCUAAAUGUGGAGGAUCAAGGAUGUUCUUCUGCUACACAUGCUGCUCAUUAGUGGGUGUCACCGUACAAGAAAUUCCCUUAAUCAGGCUUCCUGUGAAGAUAGACAUCAUCAAGCAUCCCAAUGAGACAGAUGGCAAGAGUACUGCAAUCCAUGCCAAGAUCCUUGCACCCAGUGACGUCACUAUAUACACAUACCCCUGCAUACCUGACUAUGAAAAGGACAAGGUAGUGUUAGUGUUUCCUGGUCCAGGAGCUGUCUCGGUUCAGGACGUGAUGAAGUAUUUGCUUGACAGGACUGACAGCGAUUCAUAUUACUCCUCUGAUGAACCCUGCAUAAAGAGGCUGAAGAGUAAGGAAGUUCAAGGCGCCACACACACUGCCGAGAACCCGGAGUCAGGGACCCCAGAUGAAGCAAAGGGCUUUGAGUCAAAGGUGUAUCCCCUAGAGAGGGUGGUCUUCAUUGACAGCACAUGGAACCAGACCAACAAGAUCAGCACAGACGAGAGACUGCAAGAUUUGCUCCGAGUAGAGCUGAAGAUGAGGAAAACAUGUUUCUGGCGCCGGCAGAAGGGCAAACCAGACACCUACCUUGCUACUAUCGAGGCUAUUUAUUAUUUCCUCAAGGACCUCCACGAGCACUGCCUUGCUCAGAAGUACGACGGAGAAUAUGAUAACCUUCUCUUCUUCUACUCUUACCUGCACUCGGUUGUCAACCAGGCUAAGACUUCUGCUGGAAAAUGUUGAGAGGAAAACCUGAAAUCGGCUACGAGAGACUGUUACAAACUGUAGCUGAAGGGUUGAUUCACAUGCCAGCCCUGGUGUGUUUGGUUUUAUUUUAUGGUUGAGUGAUAUUUUAUUUUGUGAGGGAUCUGUUUGUAUAAGAAUAUGCAAUAAAACACAAAGGGUUUACAAAAACAUGAA
Dicentrarchus labrax (European seabass) is the source of this 1392-nucleotide messenger RNA. RefSeq names its product DTW domain containing 1 (gene dtwd1). Lineage: Eukaryota; Metazoa; Chordata; Actinopteri; Moronidae. The transcript is spliced from 5 exons. Gene Ontology annotation, cellular component: nucleus. Gene Ontology annotation, biological process: tRNA modification. The record is from RefSeq and is a predicted model, not a curated record. Gene Ontology annotation, molecular function: tRNA-uridine aminocarboxypropyltransferase activity. Bases 301 to 1215 code for a protein of 304 amino acids.